Molecule: messenger RNA, 1344 nt
Organism: Alternaria arborescens
Lineage: Eukaryota; Fungi; Ascomycota; Dothideomycetes; Pleosporales; Pleosporaceae
Exons: 1
Coding region: 1-1344 (447 amino acids)
Source: RefSeq, a predicted model, not a curated record
AUGACAGCGGUCGCAGGUGCCCUUGGCUCUGUGAUCGGUUACCUUGGUGCAGAAGUCGCCGAACCUACCAUCUUCGAACGACUACUAUGGCCGCAGCGGUUCUACAACUACGCUUCUCUUCGAACGCUCCUCGUCAGCGCACUGAUGAUGCCAAUGGGCGGUCCCUUGCACAAGGCCGCUCUCGAAACCCUCGAUGCGAUACGAGAGAAUGGACUAUAUCGAGGCGCAACACGCGGUCACAUGUUGGGUACGGCGUUCUUCCAUGAGAACGACGUCAAAUACUUCAAUCGCAUUGUCAAUGAGGGAGAAAAAGACAUCCGGAAUGGGUUUUGGGUCGAAGUUCUGAGGAUGAUAAGCCAGGGUGCGAGGGAGCGGAAAGCAACCCAACAACGAAAGCGGGCGUCAUCCAACGGCGCAAUCGCUCCACAGGCGGCUACAUCGAGGACUAGAGCAACACAACCCUUGUUUACCCUCACCAUCUCGGAAGAGCCGAGCGAUCCCAAUGCAUCUUACGUGACGCUUUCGGAGGACAAGGUCACCUUCAAGACGAUCCUUGGAAUUGUUUGUAGCGAGCUGAGCACCAUAAUUUUCGCAGUCGUCAUCGGCGUAAAACAGAAAGUGUUCUGGCUAACUGGGCUAUUGGCUCUGCCAUUGGUCUUGAAACUCAUCUCCUUGCUCGUCACGGUCCGUCGCGAGACCUUUCCCCAGGUCAGGAAACCUCCUCCAACUAGCAAUGGUACAUCAACACUACAGUCCUCCACGACCUUGAGUGGAACGAGCACAUCGAAUAGCCUGCCGAAGGCUGCACAAACACAAACAGUCGCCGCGCGGCCGGCGCCACCCGAAACACAGAUCUACGAAGUCAUCCUUCCAAGCUUAGGCUUUACCUUGCUCGUAGGAAAGCCUAACAUCAUUCUUCCCUUCUUCCGACACUACGGUUACCCUCUUCGUGAAACGCGCUACGACCGGUUCCGUGAGAUCUGCUGCCUCGUCUUGAUAUAUCUAUUCGUGCUGUAUUUUCCUGCUGGACUGAUCGCUUUACUUUGGAUGCCAGAAGACACUCAGUAUAUGUGGCUAGGUUAUCAGGUAUAUGCAAUCGUAUUCAUGCAUCUGAGCCGAUUAUUUGGUCUAGGUGGGACUGCGCGUACCGAAGACAGGAUCGCGCGGCUGUUGGAAGCCGGCAAGGAAGUGUGCUUACAAAGUGGCGAGGUCAAACUUUGGGCCAAGCUCCAGUGGGACGAGGUCGCGUCAGUAGAGGAAGGCCGCAAGGCCAUUAACGCGACAGUAGUGAGCCAUUGCCUGGCAGCAAAUUACCCGUGCGAGAAGCCUUAUCCAAAAGCAUGA